UCUGGGGACCGUAUUUAUGAACGGACUGCGCGGUGUUAGGAGUCAUUUAGCGCUUAUCUGCAUAUUAACGUGUAAAAUGUCGUUAUUAUCACAGUAUUCAGUCACAUAAGCCAAAUAAAAAUGUUUCUUAGUUGUAGACAGUGAAGACUGAACACUAGUUUACACUCGACACAACAUGGCGGCGCCCGUUGCUGUCGUGUCCUCAUCAAACUGACCGGUAUUUUGGAAACUAAUCACAACAGAGAAGAUGUUACUGACAGCUCGCAGCCUGUCCAAAGUGCUGCAGCUCACCCUGGCGGUCAUCAAGCCGGAUGCUGUGGCUCAUCCAGUGAUGCUGGAGGCUCUUCACCGGAGAAUCCUGGACGACAACUUUGUGAUCGUCAGAUGCAAAGAUCUCGUGUGGAGGCGACAGGACUCUGAGAGGUUUUACGCCGAACAUUCAGGGAGAUUCUUCUACCAAAGACUUGUUGAAUUCAUGUCAAGCGGUCCGAUGCGAGCGUACAUUUUAGCCAGAGAGGACGCCAUACGCCACUGGAGAGAAGUGAUGGGGCCGACCAAAGUGUUCAGAGCGCGGUACACCUCGCCUGCUUCCAUCAGGGGCCAGUUUGGACUGACAGACACAAGAAACACGACUCAUGGCUCAGAUUCUGUUGAGUCGGCACAAAGAGAAAUCCGUUUCUUCUUCCCGGACUUCUGCAUGGAGGAGUGGAUGGAGAAGGAAGAGCCCUCGUUCAGAUCAGGACAAAUACGUUACGACCAUGAAAAACUGAUUCACACGCUUUCAACGCAAAGCUGAUCCCAGAGCUGCUGUUACAGUCAAUUAUCUCGGACCUCAGUUCAGAAAUGAUCCCAGAAAUGACGAUCCCAGAAAAGUGCACGUUGCCUGUUCUUAUGUUUUUGUUGUUACUGUUUGUCAGCACGGUUCCUUAAAGUGCCAACAGAUUGCUCGAGCA
Molecule: messenger RNA, 953 nt
Organism: Acanthopagrus latus (yellowfin seabream)
Lineage: Eukaryota; Metazoa; Chordata; Actinopteri; Spariformes; Sparidae
Gene: nme6
Product: NME/NM23 nucleoside diphosphate kinase 6
Exons: 6
Coding region: 248-796 (182 amino acids)
Biological process (GO): UTP biosynthetic process; CTP biosynthetic process; GTP biosynthetic process
Molecular function (GO): nucleoside diphosphate kinase activity
Source: RefSeq, a predicted model, not a curated record